AUGAAUUCCAGACUUAAUCCGUAUCAAGAUGAUCCAUGCUCUAACCCAUAUGCAGAUGAGUAUGCUCCACCACAAGCAGUUUCUACUACACAACAAUAUCCCGAACAACAAAACAUUUCAAAUGAUAAUUCAGUUCCUAAAGCAGAUAGCUCUAAUUAUGAAUAUCCAAAUAAUUCUAUUUAUGAAAUGGCCAAUCCUCCACAACUUCCCCCAACUUAUGCACAGCAAGGAUCCUUUAGAAAUACAGGAUAUCAUCGCCAGAUCGAUAUAGAUGAGCAACAAAACCAAGAAGAAGAUCCUGAUGAUGUAAAUCCCGAUGACUUACCAGUUCCAAAUGCCAGGGUUUGCAUUUUACUCACUUGUUUUUGCAUCCCCAUAAUUGGGCUUAUAAUUUGCUUGUAUUCACAUGGUACAUGGCAUCCAGUUUUUGCCAAGGCAUGCAAAACUUAUACAUUAUACGGCUUUGUUAUUUGGGGAGGAAUUAUAAUUUUAAGUCAAUUUUAUAAUUUUCACCUCUAG
Messenger RNA from Trichomonas vaginalis G3, 519 nucleotides. RefSeq lists its product as uncharacterized. Bases 1 to 519 code for a protein of 172 amino acids. The record is from RefSeq and is a predicted model, not a curated record. Lineage: Eukaryota; Parabasalia; Trichomonadida; Trichomonadidae. The transcript has a single exon.